Molecule: messenger RNA, 1810 nt
Organism: Magallana angulata
Lineage: Eukaryota; Metazoa; Mollusca; Bivalvia; Ostreida; Ostreidae
Product: proton-coupled folate transporter-like
Exons: 4
Coding region: 45-1445 (466 amino acids)
Biological process (GO): transmembrane transport
Cellular component (GO): membrane
Molecular function (GO): transmembrane transporter activity
Source: RefSeq, a predicted model, not a curated record
ACCAACUUAUUGUCACCUGUUUUCCAGUUACGUUUUAGUCCACGAUGAAAAGACAAGAUGAAAUUCGCGAGAGCUACAUCCGAGUUUUCAUUCCUGUUUGUGCUUCUAUUUUCUUUUUAUUUGAAUCAGAUGUCCACUCUAUUUACACGGCUUAUGAAUAUGGUCAUAAAACAUUUCAGAAACAACUGUUUUCAAACAUAUCUAAUGCAAGCAGUAGUGAAGAAUCUCUUUGUGAAACCAACACAUCCUCACAAGCUUACAAAGACGAACAGGUUGUGCAACAAGUGGUGGCGAGAUGGGGAGUUUACAUCAACUUGGCACAAGGAGUACCACUUGUCUUCUCGAGCUUGUUGUUUUCGUCUCUGAGUGAUUCUUUGGGAAGAAAACCGUUUCUGUUCAUCGUAGCCAUUGGUUUGUUUACCAAGCAGCUUUUAAUGACUCUAGCUAUGGUAAUGGAAUGGAAUAUCUACUUGUUUGCUCCUUUAACUUUGAUUGAAGGAGCAAGCGGAAGUUGGAUUACCGAAAAUGCGAUCGCUUUUGCCAUUGUUGCUGAUAUUACGAAUGCAGGAAAACACAGGUCCUUCCUGAUGACUGUUUUAGGCGUUGUUUCAGGAAUUGGUUAUUCCGUUGGGACAUUUGUGUCUGGAUAUAUUGUCACUGAAAUUGGCUAUGAGUACUCAAUGGCUAUGUCGUGUGGCAGUGCUGGACUUGCAAUUAUGAUGAUAUGCUUUAUUCCAGAGACGGUAUCCAAAACACAAAGAUUGAAAUCGAAAUUUAGCUUUAUUGGCAAUUUAAAAGACAUGAUUCAAUUUUACACAAAAGAUGAUCCCUCCUCUCCGAGUUCCACAAGAUUCAGAUAUUUAACUGCAAUAUUAGCUUUUUAUUUCAUAAUGGGUGCGAAAUUCGGCGCAUUUGCAUUUGAAGUGUUCUAUUUGCUUAACUCUCCAUUUUGUUUUAGUCCAAAGGAAAUAAGCAUAUUUGAGACCAUAAAAACAAGUCUUUCUAAACUUGUUGUUAUACUAGGAAUGAGGCCAAUGCAGAGAUGUCUGAUGGACGAACUCAUAGCUCUGAUUGGUAUUCUUUCAUGCACGGCUAUGUUCCUACUGUUUGGAGUAGCACAAACGGAAACGUUUCUCUAUAUAGCUGUUGCUGUUGGAUGUUUUGUAUCGUGUGUUCCUCCAAUUCUUCGCGCCAUUAUGUCUAAGAUGACACCUCAAGACAAGCAAGGUGUCCUUUUUGGAAGUAUCGCUGUCGGGGAGAACAUAUGUAACCUGUCAAGUAGUGUCAUAGGCGGCGCCAUCUACUCGGAAACUGUGGCUCUCUACCGGGGGACAGCCUUUUUUGUAUUAACUGGAUUUUUGGUCUUGUCAGCUUUUCUUCUGUUGGCUUUCAUAAAGAAUGAUAAAAAGAACCACAACAGAAAAGAUUAUAUAGCUGUAGAAUAAACAAGAGCCGUAAAAGAUAAAACAACAAGAGGCCCAUGGUCUAUUGUCGACUGUUUAUCUGAGGAACAUUAGCAAUUAAAAUAUCAGCUUAAUGGAGUCAUACAAAAUAUCCAGACAAUGUAGUAGAAUAGAUGCUGUACAAAAAAAAUUCUCCAGAUAUUCUUUUGUAAUUUUAUAAUCAUUAUAAGAUAUCACAUAUUGAGCAUUGUAGUUUAUAUAAACAUAUAAAACAACAUCAAAAAAUUAAACUCCUUGUGGGGCCCAACGAAUUGAAAUGGGGCCACAGUUGAAACAAUUGAGUAUCAACAAUAUGUUAUGAUGCUUGUAUACAAGGAGAACCAUCUAUUAUAACUGUAAGUUUUUGA